CUAAUUAAGGACCAUGGCUUGCACGAAGCAAAUAGCUCGCAAGUUCACCGGGGGAAAAGCACCGCGGAAGUAGUUGGCCAUGAAGGCGCCGGCCACCGGAGGAGACGGAUCUGCGGUUCCAGAGUUCGGCCGUGAUGGCGCUGCAGGAGACCUGCGAGGUGUAUCUGGUGGGCUGUUCGAGGACACGAAUUUGUGCGCGAUCAUGCCCAAGGACAUCCAACUAGCUCGUCGCAUUCGUGGCGAGCGCUUCUGAAAGAGUUGCUUCUUGUCCAAUUCCAAACUGUUGCCCUCUUCUCCCGUCCCUCGGGACGAGGCAGCGAACUGCAAUAAUUUGAAUUUAAAUUUCAGGAACAAAUUUUGGUCUUCGGGGGCGACGGAAUACACAGCUUUCUGAGGCUGCUCUCGCCCCCAACCCCUCUGCCCCCCCCCCCCUCACCCCUCCAUUUUGCUCUUAACAUUCUUGCUAAAAAUUGUUCUACUCUUUCGUUCCUCUCCUCUUUUGAAUGGGUGUUCUGUCCAAAUAGGGUUCGGCACGGGUCUUGGUCCUAAGGGUGUGCCAGUUCUGUUGGGUCGGGGAGUUAGGCUCAAAGAGCAAGAGUUCAACCCAGAUUUAAAACCAGCAAGUUUGCAAGAGUAACAAAUCUGGGAAGAUCUCUUGCUCUUAGGCUUAACUCCCUCAGCGUUCGCCAGUCUGUCGUGUACGGGGGUUCAGCUCCCUCAGCGUUUGAAAUUCGGUUGUGCGUCUUGAAGGGUCGUCCAAAAGCGCAAAUUCAAAAGUAAGUUGGUAGAGUAGUCGUCCAUAAACGUUUGGGUGGGUUGAAAGUGGUCUAAGGAUGUUGUCAACUUGGGAUUGCAAGUUGUCUAUAAAUGGUUUCCUCCCGGGUUGCAAGUUGUCUAAGGAUUUUGUCGCCUUGGGUUUAAAAGUUGUCUAUAAAUGGUUUCCUCCAGUGUUGUAAGUCGUCCAAGGAGUUUGUUUUCUUGGGAUGCCAGGGCGUAGAACAUUAUAACCAUUCAUAACUUAAUUUUCUUUUCAGAAAUUCAAUAAUCUUCAACUUUUCUUUCAGAAAUUUGGUCCUUUUUAGGACCACCCAAAACAAUUACGAAAGAGUUACUCUUGCCAUUCCAUGCAAAGCCAUAAUCCUAAAACCAUUCUUUUCAGAUAACCAAACAAUAUGGUCCUUUUCAGGACCACCAAAAUCAAUCACGAAAGAGUUAGUCUUCUUCAAUCUAAACCUAAUCGCUUCUUUUGACGAAGAACAUCUUCAUGGGGCUCUCUAUACAGGGUAACAACCCAAAAUUUCGCGAAGCGAAAUGAUACGCCGUGAUUCACCUUCCCCUCUCGGCAAAUUUCUCCUCUUUUUGGGGCACGCUGGUUGGUUGAACAAACGUUUCCCAAUCAGUCAAUCGAGAGACGUGAGAUUGAUGUAUCUAAAAUCACCCCUACUCCACCGCAUAAUUUUCGGAUCGUCGACGGGGCAAAAAGCGAAUAAGGAGGUAUAGGAGAAUGGGUGCAAAAAGGCGGGGCAUACGUCCCCGACUUAAAUCAACUAAAAGCGGCUCGGUCAGUCAACAUCGUACCGACGGAGCAACUUCUUCACUGGACUGGACGCAGCAAAGGAAGCGCCAAGCAGAAGGGAGAAAAGAAGCGACAAUGGAAGCCGGGCCAGUCGAAGCAAAUCAGAUGGAAAUUCAACACAGCUCUGUGCGCUGUUUAGAGGAAGCCUUUUUGAGGUCAAUUCCGUCGGUUACCGUUUGGUGGUUCUUGAGACGUUAUCGAUACUGGCCGUUUCUGACCCGCAGACGGCAAAUUAAGCGCAGUUGUGGUUGCAAAUAGAAGAAAGGCAGCAAAUUGAAAUAAACGGCCCUUUUCAGGGCCACCAAAUUCAUCACGAAAGAGUUAUCUUAUUCAUUUCAUAAAAUGCAAACGACAAUUGCACGCAUGUUUAAGUGAUUUACUAUUUUCUAUAUUUAUUUAUGGUACAGUGUGAGAGUUUUCUCACAAUUUAUGAUUCUUAGAAAAAACUGACCUUUCAAGGCCUACCUGAGACGCUCAUCAAUCAGAUCGAAAUUUGUUGUGAAGCAAAGAAAAUCUUUACAGAAAGUUUAGAAUGAAUGAUGACCAAUUUAUCAGAAAUACAUUGGCCGUAGGAACGGCAAAUCAAGAAAAGAGUCUUGCGCGCUUUUGAUUGAUUACCGCGAUGCAAAUUUUUUGUUGUGCCGCAAAGAAAAUUCAUCACAGAAAAUUGAGAAAAACUUCUUCGUAAUCAAUUCGAGCUUUUUCAGCAAAUAAAAAUUAUUAAACCUCACUGCCUUCUCGCCAGCCAAUUUGGAUUUGGAAACAUGCAGUCUGGGUUAAAAUUCGUGAUUUGAUAUAACAAUCCACUUUACGCCAAUGAUCAAAAUUGUAUAGAAUACUGUGUGUACGCAAGCAAAGUAGAUUGAGGUUAAAAUUUGUAAUUCGAGUGCGUGAAAUAGUUUAAGUAAGUUUUUCGCAAAAUAUCACUUGUAAAAUAGCUUGCUAGUUCCUUGAAAAGGGUCGUCAAUUUUGUAGACUCGGUUCAAAUUCAGGCCAACUCACAUCUGAGUUGGUUGGUUUGGUUGAGACUGAGACAAACUCUUUCGUGAUUGAUAUAUUGGCCCUGAAAAGGGCCGUUUAAUUUGGUCUGAUCUGGGCACCCUCUUCCGCCAAGGGUUUCAAUCCACUUAUGACGUCAUCCCGUCUUCCUGCGACUGUCCGGACCGAGAGCGGAAUUUGAAUUUCCUCCUGCUGCUAGCCUUCCACCAACCAAAGAACAGAUUUCCUAGGCUACUAGUUCUUUCCGCUGGUUGUCCUCUUCUUCUCCUUCUGCUGUGGCUUUUGCUGCUUCCUCCGCGAUGGCUGCUUCCUCCUCCGAUGUGGCCUUCUCGAGUGCUCGAUCCAAAAUGACUCGCGAGUGCGAGGUUUGGCUGCUUAUAUGUCGGCAGAAUAGGAGAACGGAACAAAAGGGGCGCGGUCUCAAACGCAUACGCGCCAAAAACGUUUAUGUGUUGGAGACCACUCCCCUUUUGCGCCGCUUGCCAUACCCAAAUCUAUUUAAGCACCAAAACCUCGCACACGCGAAUCAUUACGGCACGAGCACUCGAGAAGGCCACUUCAGGACGGCACGGAGGAAACCGCAGCAGCCGCUAGAGCAGAGGGGAGCAGAGACCAGCAGAGGAACGGCCAGCAGCAGGAGAGGAAUCCGUUCUCGGACCGGCAGAAAGCCAGCAACGGGAGGAAUUUCGUUUUCGGCCCCGCGUAGGAAGGCCAGCAGCAAUAGCCGAAAGAAGAAUCAUCAGCAGAAGGAGGAAAUCAAAAUCCGUUCUCUGGCCGGGGGAAGGCAUGCUGGCUGAUGCUGCAGUUGAGGAGCAAGAAUGAUAAAGACGGUGGAAGUCGCCAGUUCCCGACUCGUCGGUUUUAACAUUAAACGGCCCUUUUCAGGGCCACAAAAUUAUCACGAAAGAGUUAUUCUUGAAUCCAAAUUCAUUGCGUCAGCGAGAAACAUACUGCUAGAAGCCUUAAAAUUAAGUUUAAAUCUUGUUAAACCUAUUUUGCAAAUCCGAUCAUGAUUUUUGCUGCUUCACGCUGAUCGAUUGAAAUGAGCUUCCCAUCUUGGGAUGUAGCAUUCAAGUACCUAGCAGCACCAUUUUUGGCGCUUCAUAACCCUACUGAACUGCGGCUAGACAAGAUGUCCCAGCAUUUGCGGAAGGUGUACAAGGCGUCCUAUCGGAAGCGGAAGAGAGAGGAGAGAGAGGAGGAGAGGCAGUUGGCGGAUGAGCCUACCGCGGCGCCAGUGGACAACGCUGAACGCAAUAGGCGGUACAGGCGACGGAAGCGAGCUGCUGAAGGAGGUGGAGAGCACGGGGAUGAGUUCCCGGAAGGUUCUGGGGCUGGACCGUCGGUGUCCAAUCCAGGAAAGCGGAGGCGGCAGGAGCGAGUGGGAGAUGCAACGGAAGGGUCGACUGCGUCUGGCAGCACUUCUGCUGAACGUAUGAGACGGUUGCGGGAGAGGAGGAGGACUGGACAGACAACGUUCGGUCGGAGCGAGCAAGGAGGUGCUACCGCGGAUGUUACUUUCGUUGCUGGAGGUGUGCGACGGGGUGGUAGACGAGGAAUCGCGGACAUUUCGGUUCCAAAUUUGGCAUCGGAGAAUCCCGAACAGGGGAUUUAUCCGCCCAUGGAGGCAGACACAAUAAGCCUCCAUGAUCCGGUGGUGCAGAUUGAUGAAGAAGAAAUGCCAUCAAAUUCUGCACCAAGUCAGUCGGAUAGCAUUUCAGAUGGGGCAAGCCAGGGUAGGUCUUUAAAUUUAUGCGAAGUUUUCGAGGUUUGGGUCAACUCUAUCGUGUUUCACAGAGCCAGGUCCUCGCAAUGCAAGCAGACCGAACUACGACAGGGCCACUCUUGAGUUCCGUAAGCUUUUCGUUGAGAACUCGUUUGGUGCUGUGUGCAGCGUUUGCGACAGACUUUGGUUCAAGAACGACCUGAAGCCCAUCACUGAAGCUGGGGGAAAUGUACUGGUACAAGCCGGCGACUUUGA
Molecule: messenger RNA, 4556 nt
Organism: Culex pipiens pallens (northern house mosquito)
Lineage: Eukaryota; Metazoa; Arthropoda; Insecta; Diptera; Culicidae
Exons: 3
Coding region: 3618-4424 (268 amino acids)
Source: RefSeq, a predicted model, not a curated record